Cordyceps fumosorosea ARSEF 2679 is the source of this 957-nucleotide messenger RNA. RefSeq lists its product as hypothetical. The record is from RefSeq and is a predicted model, not a curated record. Lineage: Eukaryota; Fungi; Ascomycota; Sordariomycetes; Hypocreales; Cordycipitaceae. Bases 1 to 957 code for a protein of 318 amino acids. The transcript is spliced from 2 exons.
AUGCCCUUAUUAAAACGAAUUGCCGAACUAUACGAGGAGCCUAGUAACGACCUCUUCCGGCGGGAAUUCAAUGGCUGGCAAAAUGCUCUCUUCUAUGCCAUGCCGAUUGUCUCGCUCUACUCUUUCUUCCCCAUCCAAGACCGUGUCCAUCGAUACGGAGAUCAAGCCAAGAGGCUCGGGCUGCUUUUUGUACAUGGAUCCAGCACGACUGAUUCCCCGAGCGAAGCGGGAGGCACAACUCCCACCGCAGACAACAAUCGUCCUCUCCGGCUCGCCCUCGCAGGGGUGCUCGAGCGAGAUGCUAGAAUAUGUAUCGUGAUGAGCACGGCCGGGCCGACCGAGUACACGCGCAUCGUGCCGCGCGCCGUGAUCAACCUGGAGAAGCGGGCGUUGGAUUCCAUUCUUCGCCUCACAGGCCGCUUCGUCGACAAAAACUUUCGGUCGUACGUCCGGACCACCAUUGAAAUUCUGCAGUCGCUAGGCGAUCGGCCGUGGAACUUCCUCACGCUGGGCAACGACAUCUGCGAGCUCUUCCGCCGCGGCAUGGUCGGCUUCAAGCCCUCACACGUGGCCGCCGAACGCGACAAGAACGGCCGGGUGACGACGUACCAGGCGGCCUUUUCCUUCCACUGGCUCGGGCGGAACUGUAUUGAGGGAGAUGACAUGGCGACGCCGGACGACCACAGCUUCGACGAGAUGCUGUCCCCGUGGGAGGGGUUCCCGGAUGCUCGAGUGGACGGCCUUACUUGCAACAUCAAUGCGUGUCGAGCCCACGACGGCAGGCUCAUAUAUCUCGCCUGCGACGGCAGGGACCAGGCCCAGAUGAUGCUGUCGAUGCUGGCGCUUCGCUGGAUCGCGGGUUCGGUUUGGUACUUGGCGGGCGCCUCGGGGCUGGCUCCCGGUGAAGUAACCGGGAGUGACGGUAGUAGCAGAUACGACAGUGGCGGCAGUGGUUAG